This is a messenger RNA of Dermacentor silvarum, 2317 nucleotides long. Its product is annotated as cytochrome P450 4c3-like. The coding region runs from base 1 to 1308 and encodes 435 amino acids. The transcript has 10 exons. NCBI's taxonomy places the organism in Eukaryota, Metazoa, Arthropoda, Arachnida, Ixodida, Ixodidae. Gene Ontology annotation, molecular function: iron ion binding; oxidoreductase activity, acting on paired donors, with incorporation or reduction of molecular oxygen; monooxygenase activity. The record is from RefSeq and is a predicted model, not a curated record.
AUGGAGAAACAGAGCCAAGACAGAGCAGUCCAAAAGCCGCUGCAGCUGCGCAGAACAGUGCUCAAUGGUCAAAGCACAAUCGAAAAGGCUAUUGAUUACGAAGUCCUUCAUUCGUGGCUAGGCACUGGACUUCUAACAAGCGCUGGUACAAAAUGGAAGACGAGGAGGCGCUUGUUGACACCCUCGUUUCACUUCCGUAUUCUCGAAUCAUUCGUUCAGCCAAUGAAUGCGCGUGCUCGAAAUACUGUGGAGAAGCUGCGACGACGCUGCGGAGAACCUUGGAUAAACAUUGUGCCACUGGUGGCUGAGUGCACGCUGAACAUCCUGUUGGAGACCAUCAUGGGGGUGAUUCCAGAAGAAAAAGAGAACUUCUGUCAUUCUUACAUUCAAGCGGUUCAUUAUUUGUCCAGUCAGAUUACUUUUCGGGUGCAGUCACCGUGGUUACUCGUAGAUGCCAUUUAUUUCCGAACCUCCUACGGAAAAGCAUACCAGAAAAACACAGAAAUCGUUCACAACUUCACAGCAGGGGUCAUCAGGGAACGUCGGAAAGAGCUCAUGAAAAACUAUGAAGAAGACACUGUGGUAGAAGAGGAGCACGAAGGGGUCUACAACAGAAAGCGUCUGCUUACGUUCUUAGAUAUUCUUCUGCGCUACAGUAUCGAAAACGAUGGCUCAAUUAGCGAUGAUGACAUCAGAGAAGAAGUGGACACGUUCAUGUUCGAGGGUCACGAUACAACGGCUGUGGCAAUAUGCUGGUCACUCUAUAUGAUUGGACUGCAUCAGGACCACCAGAGAAACAUUCACAAGGAAUUGGAUUCUGUUCUGGGCAACGACACCGAAAAAGACGUCACCACUGAGCACAUCAAGGAGCUCAAGUAUUUGGACUGCGUCAUGAAGGAAUGUCAGCGACUCUACCCAUCGGUACCAAUUAUUGGCCGAGAAAGCCUGGAAGACUUCAAGCUAGGAGACCAUAUAAUUCCAAAAGGCACAACGAUCGACGUUUUUAUUUACGCGCUUCAUCGAGAUCCAGAAGUUUUCCCAGACCCAGAGCGGUUUGACCCCAGUCGCUUCCUGCCGGAGAAUAUCAGCAACCGUCAUUCACACGCUUUCAUCCCGUUCUCGGCUGGCUCAAGAAACUGCAUUGGUCAGCGGUUUGCAGCAAUGGAGCUGAAGAUUAUUCUCGCCACCAUCUUACGGAACUUCAACGUGGUGUCAUUGGAUCACCGUGACAAGUUACUGCUCUCCAGUGACCUUGUGUUGAGAGCAGCUGGUGGAAUGAGGCUUUCUUUUACGCCAAGGUUUCUUUAAAGGGACUGACAACCGAUAUUUAUGGACCCAGUUUUUUAUGACGCAACGAAAAGCUCACCCUCAGUAGUGUUUACACCUGCAGCGCGGUUACUUCCAAAAGUGUGUGGAUACUUUGUAAGCAGAAUUUUUCGAUCUGAGCAGCCUCUAAAAAAUAAGAGUCCCUCCUCCAGCAACGCUGAGAAGUGAUAGCGAUGCCGAUAGCCCGCUUCGCAAAUUGUGAAAGACGCCCAUCGUCCUGCUUUCACUUGAGGGAGUGCAAAUGUGGUUAACCACAUAUAUUGUCACCUUUCCAAUCACUUUUAAAGGUAAAUAGAUUGGUACAAUAAGUUGGCGUUGUUUUACAGACCUUUCUUAUAUUUGUACCGCGUUUUUUUCCGAAGUACACGACUACGUCAUGGCGGGCUGGUCCCCACGUCAUUAUUCAGUCGAUAGACGAGCCAAGCCAAGUCAUCGAAAACGAAGGCGAAGGCAGCGCCACUUUUCUACUCACUACAAACGAAGGCUUAUCUGCACAUUGUAAGUUAUAAAAAACUUAUAAUAGAAAGAAUGUUACUGCAUUUCAAUAAUAAUAAAAAGACCAGGAACAGCGUACUCUAGUAGAAGGUCACGUGGCAGACCUCCUAAGUACGUUCAUGUUUUUGCCGCAUGGGGCGCCAAAGGUCAUUUUUCGCGACUAUUAAUGAAGAAUUAAAAAUAUAAAUCCGCGUUUAAUGAGACAAGCAGGGCCCGUUCUAGCCAAUACGAUAGACGAUCUUUCCAUCCAUGGGGUUAUCUCAAUUCAUGUUCCAAGCGGUUGUCUGUCUUUUUUAAUGAUUACGAAAGUUGUCUCUUGUCAAAAUGUCGUCAAAUCUGUUCAACGCGUCCUCAUUGCUCGCGCUUGUUAAUGCAGAAUUGUAGAUAUGUAAAACUAUUUUUAAUAAAUUGGUACGUGAAUCCCUUGAUGGGCAUGAAACACCAACUGUGCAAAUAAAGCUCGUGCAUUUUGUUGUGCUAGUAAUAUUCAAGAUAG